Molecule: messenger RNA, 771 nt
Organism: Fusarium verticillioides 7600
Lineage: Eukaryota; Fungi; Ascomycota; Sordariomycetes; Hypocreales; Nectriaceae
Exons: 1
Coding region: 25-342 (105 amino acids)
Source: RefSeq, a predicted model, not a curated record
AUGCACCCGUAAAAUCGCCGAGACAUGCAAACGGAACGAUUUAUUUGGCUCUUUGGCUUUCUCAGAGCGCCAUGUUUUUCGCCCAGGCCAUAUGUACAACCACACGUAUACCGUACGUCUAUUGUAUGGGAUUCUAGCGAUUGCCAUCAUUCACUGGGCGGCACAAACUACCGCGGCGCUGGCGGUAGGGUGAUUUGGAGCGACGGGCUCUAUCUUGCAUACUUGUAUGGCAAAUGUGAACUCCACACCCUCUCGUUCACUGUUGCCACCCUGCAACGCGUUUAUCGCAUAUUGUUCCUUCUGAGCACCUGCAGUACAGUAUCGACGUCGUCCACUGUUUAACAGUACGCGGUGUCUUGGGUUUUGACUAGACGUUGCUGUGGUUGGCUCAGGCGUUGCCCAUUGGCAUGGAGUAUUCCGUAUCGUCUCGCACCGUACCUAUUGCAUGCUGAAUGCUGCUUGAUAGUCCAUCGUCUUGUACAUAUACUCGGAAGACUCUUCGCGAUAAUAGGCAUGGUACUGUACCGUUGGGUGUUGCUAAUGAUGCCGUGGCGGCGCCGGUAAGGCCCCAUUUCCAUGAUGCAGUUGGCUUUCCGGACUGCAUCCGUCCUUGCAGCUUUCGGCCGGCGCUUGACAAUGAAGGAGGGAAGGAAGGAGAAGAGUUUGCGUCAUGGGGCAUGCUGACUUCAGGUUGGUGUUGACCCUUGGAAUCCUGCUUGAGCUGUCAUUACGGGGCAGAGGCAGGGAAAACGUGAACAACCAACCAUUGAG